AUGCGGUGGGCAUCGCUUGUGGUUCCGUUGUGCUGGUGCAUAACGCCACCAAAUGAAGACUUGAAGGAUAUCGACUCAUCAGCGGGAUACGAUCUCGCGUCGGAAAUGCUUACAAAAUCUAUCAACUUUUCGGUAGAUCCAUGCGAGGAUUUUUUUGAGUUCAGCUGUGGUCAUUGGAUAGCUCAUCAUCCGAUACCCAAAGAUGAUUUUUACAUCUCACCGAUGGAUGUACUUACUGCAAAAGUGGAAGAGCAAAUGAGAGACAUAUUCGAAUCAAAGGAGGUAUUUCAAUCGAGAUCUAUGAAUGCACUAAAAGCCAUCUAUAAAAGAUGCAUGGACAUAGACGAGCUGAACCGCAUCGGUGCUAAGCGAAUGAUAGAAGAUAUCAGGAGUUUUGGCGUUUGGCCUAUUUUGGAAGGAGAUGAGAAGUGGAAAGAGAAGGAGUUUGACUUAACGGCGCUGCUUAUCCAUUUCGAUCAAGGAAGCAUCAGCUUAGGCGGACCUGCUUACUACUUGCAAAGAGAACAGCACGGCAAGAACAUUGAAGCUUUGAGAAAUUACAUAAUCAAUCAGGUUGAGUUAUUUCAAAAGGAUGGAGAUUUGCCUACCAACAAAACGAAAAUUGGAGAAGAUACUGACGAAAUAAUCGAUUUGGAAACGAAGAUGGCAGAAAUCUUAGUAGCAAAUAAGGAUCGCAGGAACUUCACUACGCUUUAUAAUCUACGCCACUUGAGCGACAUGCGCAAACUCACACCCGUGGUGGGUGCACGACCAAGUGGACUGGCUGCGUUGUUCCUUGCCAUUGCUCCAUCUGCUUCUCAUGAAUACCUUAAAUCAGAUCCAGAAAUUAUAAUCAAAGAAAUUGACUAUUUGAAAAGAAUAAACGAACUUUUGGAAACAACAGACCCUCGAAUAAUCACAAACUAUGUACUCAUGCGUUAUUCUUCAAGUUGGGAAGGAGAGAUGGGAGAAAAAUAUGAAGAUAAUGCUCAGGAGUUUGAUAAGGAGAUGUAUGGACGACAGGAAAAAUUUCCACGGUGGAAAGUUUGCACUAGCAGCACUAUGCAACGAAUGCUUUACGCUAUCAGUGCGCUAUACGUGAGAAAAGCAUUCGAUCAGGCUUCAAAGAAUGUCACGUUAGAAAUGGUUGAUGAUUUGCUAGCAGCAUUUCGACAAACUCUCAUCAUGACUGAUUGGAUGGACGAUCGAACUAGAGCUGACGCUCUAGAGAAGGUGGACCAAAUAUUGCCAAAAAUAGCUUAUCCUGAUUUCAUUUUGGACAACGAAAAACUCGAUCAGUAUUACGACGGCCUAGACAUACGUGAUAAUGAUUCGUAUAGUGAGAUGUUGGAAAAGGUGAGCCGAUGGGACAUUGAAUGUUCGUUCAAAAGACUGCCGAGUCCCGUGAAUCGUUCCGAAUAUGAUAAUUUCAACUCUGUCGAAGUGAAUGGCUACUAUGAACCACAAUCCAACAGCAUUGCACCAUUUUCAGGAUUUUCUGCUGCAAUUCUUCAAGCUCCCCUUUUCCACCUUACCUUCCCCAGAGCUCUAAAUUAUGGAGGACUGGGAUCCCUUAUUGGACACGAAAUUACCCACGGUUUCGAUGAUGCAGGACGUCAAUUUGAUGCUAAUGGUAAUCUUGCCGAGUGGUGGGAUGCGAAGGUAAAGAAAAAUUUUGAGAACCGAGCCCAAUGCAUGAUCAACCAGUACGGAAAGAUAGAGGUACCCGGAACUGGUCUCAAAAUUAACGGCAAAUUCACUCAGGGAGAAAAUAUAGCCGAUAAUGGUGGAGUGAAGCAGGCUUUUAAGGCUUACAAAGCUUAUUUGCAAAAGCACGGCGGAAAGGAAGACAGAAUCAAAGGUUUGGAACAAUUUGAUAACGAGCAGAUGUUUUUUCUGGGCUUUGCUAUAGCCAAGUGUGAGCGCUCUACGUAUGAUUAUUUAAUUCACAAACUUCUUACAAGUAACCACCCUCCGAAUCGCUAUCGGGUCAAUCAGGUGCUGGCCAAUCAACACGAAUUUGCUGCUGCUUUUAAAUGUAAAGUAGGCAGUAUCAUGAACCCUGUCAAACGCUGCUCUUUGUGGUGA
Cylicocyclus nassatus is the source of this 2088-nucleotide messenger RNA. NCBI's taxonomy places the organism in Eukaryota, Metazoa, Nematoda, Chromadorea, Rhabditida, Strongylidae. The record is from the annotation of a GenBank genome assembly.